AUUGACCUCUUGCGAAUUAAUCCUGUUUUCGGAGAAACCCAUUCGAGUGUGACUGCAGAAGAAAUACCCGGCUGUCGGUGGAACGGGAACGGCCAUGAAGUUAUUUUGGUGGAUGGAAACUUGCCCAAAAAGCCAAAGGGGAUUCCCCUUGAUCAUAAGCAUUACUGUAGCCACUAUCGCCGGGUCAUAGACAACAAUCAUGGAGCUGACGUUUAUCCGUCAGCAGCUAGUGCCUCAACGCCAAGGUACCAGUCGACGCGUAGGUUGGAAUGAGCUACAUUGUGCUGCAAGAGACGGCCGAGUUGAGGAAGUGAAAAGAAUUCUUCACGAUGUUCUGUGUGGAGUAGAUGACAGAACACCGAUAAAUGAAACAGCUCUUCACAAGGCUGUCAGAGGUAAUUCAGCCGAGAUCUGCAAAAUACUACUCCUGCAAGGUGCUGACCCUAAUCUAAAAAAUGAUGGUGGACGAACACCAAUUUAUUUUGUACUAGGUUCAGAUGUUACUGAUGUCCUUCUCAAAGGCGGUGCCGACAUUAAUAUUACAGAUAAUGUAAGUAAAUUUUAGAGUUUUCAAAAUCAC
Messenger RNA from Anneissia japonica, 580 nucleotides. RefSeq names its product cyclin-dependent kinase 4 inhibitor D-like. Lineage: Eukaryota; Metazoa; Echinodermata; Crinoidea; Comatulida; Comatulidae. The transcript has 4 exons. The record is from RefSeq and is a predicted model, not a curated record. Bases 200 to 565 code for a protein of 121 amino acids. Gene Ontology annotation, cellular component: nucleus; cytoplasm. Gene Ontology annotation, molecular function: protein binding.